This is a messenger RNA of Octopus sinensis (East Asian common octopus), 2882 nucleotides long. RefSeq lists its product as uncharacterized. The coding region runs from base 293 to 2758 and encodes 821 amino acids. Lineage: Eukaryota; Metazoa; Mollusca; Cephalopoda; Octopoda; Octopodidae. The record is from RefSeq and is a predicted model, not a curated record. The transcript has 9 exons.
GGUUCCAUUGUGUGAAAGGAAAUAGCUAAACGCAGUGUUCUGUCGCAAUGAAAUUUAAUGUAAAAUUCUGAAAUAUGCAUUUCAUGAAUGUAUCAGGUGUAAGCUUCUAUCAUUUGAUUUACCUGUUUGUUGCUAUCUGAAAUAUUUUGCACAAUUUAAUCAUCAAACUAUAUGGCAUGAAUGCUAUUAGAGAAUGUGUUAAAGAAUAUCGGAUUUUACCAAAGAAUUUGCUAUUCAACAGUGAAAUGAGAUGUUCACGAGCUACAGAAGUGCUGAGUAUUUUGCUUGAAAUAUGUCGAUAAGAUAUAAGUUCUUUGGCUCAGCAUCUCCUCUGACCCUGUACAGUUUGCUUCUCAUCGUAGGAAUGAUAAGACUUAGUCAGAGCUCACUAUGGGACUGGCAGAAAAAAGACAAGUUUGAUCACCUUGAUAGCUAUAUGAAAAGUAUCACUGAAAAGAACUGCCAUUCGAAACUGAAAUCUGAUCUUCUCCUAUCUCCAGACACUGUUUCACAGAUACCACGAUACAACCAACUCUUGAGCAAAGUUUUCUAUCGCAACAGAACUGGAUUAGUUCAUCUCCACAAUUUAGCAUUAAAUAGAGCCUACUUUCACAGUUUCAUGCUGCAAAGGUUUAAUCAAUCGAAGGAUUUUCUUAAUCUACCUGGAUGGUUGUAUCUUUAUAUGAGUGUCACAGCUAAUGUUAACUCUCACCCUAACCUUGUCAAUGGAAGUUCCAUAUUUUUUGAUAACAACUGUCAUUAUCCAAACUGGUUGAGGUUCUUAGCUUUUAAUAAAACUCUACCUUUGUUUGCACCAUCAGCCUGGAGAUACGAUGAUACAAGAGAUUCAGAAAAUUUUUUGCGUGAACCAACAAUGAGAUCCACAAAAGUUGUUGACAUGGGAACAGGUCUCUUCAAUUAUACAAGUAGAAGGAGUAAAACAAAUAUUUGGUACUCUUUAUGGAAUAUGCCAGAUGUGCGUAAUGAAAAAGAUUCUUUGAUAAAAUAUAAAUAUACUGUGGGUAUAAAAUAUUCAAGCAGACCAGGACAGUUCGACAGUGAAGAUUUUAAUAUUUCAGGUUUCUUUGGACCAAGUGUUCCUGGUCAGCAUUUCAUGGAUGAAAUACUUCCUGUGAGGUUUACUCAACCAUAUUUUGACUGUGGAAAGUCAAAUGAAUGGAUAGUCUCUGCUGUCUCACCUGUGAUUGAUUUCAUGCCAAGAUAUUUACGUUAUACACAUAUGAGGAGACCAAGAAUAGUGGCAUUGGUUACCAUGGAUACAUACUUUCGAAAAAUUGAUUUUAAUGCCUGUCCUAUAAGCAUUGGAAAUCCUUUACCAAAUUAUCUUGCUGGAAUUGACAGAUGUAAACCAACAACAAAGUGCAAGCAUGUAUCUGGUUAUGGCUUUAAACGAGGAGGUUACAAAUGUGUCUGCAAACAAGGCUAUAAAUACCCAUCCCAAAUUAAACCACCAUUCCAAGGAUCACUAAUAGAACAAGCUACUCAAGAGGAAUACGAGUAUGGUUUCACAUGCACUCCCAUUCAACAUCGCAAAGUACAUCUGGGAAAACAUUACAAUACAACAAUGUACAGGCAACAGCAGAGUACAUUAAAUACGAAAAGAAAUAUCAGACGUAGCACUUCACGCCAUCGUCGAAAUGCUUAUGAUAAAAGUAAUGCUGCUAAGAUAAAAACUCUUAUGAAAAAAAUGGGUGUUAUAAAUAACAUAAACUGUCAUAAACAACCUCCAUCAAGCUUGUCAUUGUCUGGGUCAGUAAUAUAUGGAGCUGAAAAACAGUUUGAAUCUCAGGCCAGAACAGCUCUACGUCUGGCGCAUUUUCUGAGCAGUUUUUUACAAAACAAUGAGUAUAAUGUACAUUUUGGAAUACUGGAUGGAGGACAACAACUUCAAGAAGAUCACAUAUUUGCUGAGGUUUUAGCUAACGUGAUGUCAGACCACAAAAUACUUUCUUCUGCUGUACUUUUUGACAGCUACCAGUUUAUUGGAGCUGAUGGAACAGAAAAGGCCCUCUUUGGACCUUGGGCUUAUAGAAACGAUCAAGGUUUUUGGGCAAUAGAUGCUGCAGGAUUGAAAGAGAGUUAUUUGAAUACACCAGGGUUCAAAACAGCAAAAGAACGUUUUAGAUCAAAUAUAAGUGAAUUGAAAGAAUUCCAUAUUAAAGCAUUUGUGCGAUCUAAUAUCAAUGGAACAUAUCAAAGCCACUUCAAAUACAGUGAUUUGGUUUACAAAGCACCUACUUUUAAGUCUGGUCGAUGGAGUGGACCAACUUAUCGUUGUGAUGGAAGAAUUGACAAAUGGGUCAUCACUUAUAGUGUUCCAUUUUUUAGUCGGAAUAUAUAUCUCUCCUCUGUAAAGUUUACAGGUAUUGUUUUGAUUGACAUAGACCUGAAGUUCUUAGAUAUUAAUCAGUGCCACCAACCAUUCUACAUUGCUAAUGCUUUUAAAAACACUGCUUUAUGUCCACCAUCUACAAAGUGUUCCCCACUGACAGGUUUUGGUUUUGGUCUGGGUAAUUAUGCCUGUAAGUGUAAACAAGGUUAUGAAUAUCCUUUUGAAGAUGCACAAACUUGGUUUGAAGGGGUCAGUCUGGAGCUGGAAUGGUCAAAGAAAAUGCAAGGUGAACCCAACAGGUUACAUCUUUUACAUUGCCGGGUGGCAACUGGACCAAAUGUGAAAAUGUCUCUUCUACUUCUUAUCUUAAUGAUAACAACUAAUUGGAUAGCUUUUGUAUUUUAAUAACAGUCAGUGUAAAGGCUGACUUUAAAAGUUGCUCUUUCAGCCAUUUUGUAUUUUGUCUAAUUUGUUUUUUAUAGCCUGACGGUAUGUACAAACAAUAAACUGUUGAAAUAAUCCAUUCAGU